Molecule: messenger RNA, 5516 nt
Organism: Gekko japonicus
Lineage: Eukaryota; Metazoa; Chordata; Lepidosauria; Squamata; Gekkonidae
Gene: CEP295
Product: centrosomal protein 295kDa
Exons: 27
Coding region: 328-5337 (1669 amino acids)
Biological process (GO): regulation of centriole replication
Cellular component (GO): cytosol; centriole; centrosome
Source: RefSeq, a predicted model, not a curated record
AAAGCACAAGAGGAGAAAAUUAAAGCCUUGGAAAAGCUUUAUCUGGCAAGCCUGAGAGCUAUAGGAGAGGGGCACAGGCAGGCAAAAGAAAACAAACCUGAUCCGGAGGCUGAAGCAAAGCAAAGGGAAAGGAAACAAAGAGCAGAAAGGAGGCAUAAAGAAGCCCUGAAGGAGCAGAAGAACCAAAAACAGAAGCUGCAGAAGGAGCAAACAUGGAGGGCAAAUGCACGGAAGCAUGCGUUAAAAGUAGAAAAAGAGCGAGCGGCCAAAAUUGCAAGCCUGCCUCCACCUCCGCCCCAUCCUUUUGAAAAUAUUGAGCUGAAGAGCAUGCCUACAGUGAAGGUCUACGAUGGUGGCAGUUUUGCGAUUAGUCGUCACCACUUCUUUGACCCAUAUGUGGAUAGAGAAAUGGACACAGAACAGCCAGACGCUCGGCUGCUCGCGGAAGAGGAAACCAAACGGCAGGAAGGACUGCAGAACAAAGAAGAAAGGGAAAAGCGAGAACAGCUGGAGAAGGCUCAUCUGAGAGGCAAGCAAGCCUUGAAGGUGGUUCGCCUGGCACGCGACAGGGAAAAGCUGAUGCAAGAGCUUGAACAGAUGCAGAAUAUGGACCUGGCACGUAGAAGACAGAUAGUUGCCCAGAUGCCACCUCAGCUGUUUGAACCAGGCUACAGACGUGAGGAACUGAGGGAAGAAUGGCAGAGGGAGCUGGAGUGUGCCUUUGAAGACAUGUAUACUGGAGAGCGGAAAAUGAGAGGAGACCUCAUUCUGCACCUUGACCCACAGCCUUUGCCGACCUUGUCUGAUCACUCUCAGGAUGAUGAACUGGAUCUUUCCCAGGAGCCAGGGGAUGCGCCGUCAAAACAGGGGGAUGUGCAGGACACAGAACCAGGCGUUGAAGUAGAAAAGGCACCGGAGACUCAUUCAAAAUUUGCUUUAAAAAAAUUGCUAAGCAAGAUCAGGAACCAGAAAGACCACUGGACAGCAAGACAUGAGCUGGCAGCUCCAAGUGAGACAGACACCAUUGAGUCAGGAACGAUUUCUAGUAGAGAGAGAAGACUGUGUGAAUCCGAACCAGAGGAUGAACCAAACCGUGCGCCUGCGUCUGAAGCAGAGGAGGUGCCAGAAAUGUUGGACCAAACUGUUGUUGCUGGAAAUGCGGGUGUAAGUCGCUCACAAGAACAACCAACCAACACUGGAAAGGAAGCAGAAAGGCAAAAACAGAUGGAGUGGCUGGAGCGCCAAAAACAAGAGCAGCUGGCCUUGCUUCAGCGAAUCGAAGAGCAGAGGAUUCAGCUGGAGGUUGAUUUGCUGAGGGCCCAGAUGCAGGACCUGGAGGGAGACGUUAAGAAAGAGCAGGAAAAGAGAGCACCACAGUCUCAGGCCAUUCAGAUGGAUGACCGGGACGCUGCUCUGAACCAGCAGCAGGAAACAGAACUGAAGUUUGAAACUGCUGCAGGAACAGAGGUGGCCAGCAGUUCUAGAGAGGACGAUCAUAUACAAAUGAUUCGUGACUAUCAGCAGCGUCUUCUUAAGCAAAACAGGGUGCACAAAGAGUCAAUUGAUGAAGCCCGAAAACGUUUACAGGAGUAUCAGAACAAGCUAAAACAAAGAUACCCGUCGGUUUCCGCUGCACUGUUUGGUCCAACUGCUGCAGGUUUUGCAUGCCUAAAUUCUGUCCCUGCACCAUCGUUGUUGUUACAAGGAUCUGAUGCCUCUCAGAGAGCUGGUCAGACCACACACCUGCCAUCUAAUAAUGCUCCUGUGCAAGAUUUUGCUCAGCCAGUUGGUGGGUAUUCAGAACUUCCUUGGAGGUUGGAGGAGCCCUUGGAGAAGGACGCAGAGCAAAGGCGUGAUGUGGGCAGUCAGGAAUGCAUCCAAACAACGGAUGCCCGGGUUCAGCAAAGACCUCUGGAGUCAUCCCGGGUUUCUGGUUCACACGAAGUGACAGAAAAAGUGAAUCUAGUGGGGACGCCAGCCACACAGGCAUUGGAAUUCCAUGGGAUUCCAGGAUUGUUCAUGCACAGGACACAGGAUACUCCUGCUAAAACACAGCCGGUACCACUCGUGCGGCAGGUCCAGUUCACGUUGCCCACAGACACAUCUCACGAGUCUUCAGAAACCUUCCAUCCUUACAAAUCAGAAACGUGUGCAGAUCCAGCAGGAAAGACGCAGUUGCCAACUUCUUUAAAUCACAUCCUGGCAGAGAACAGAGCAACGUUUGACCAGACUCACUGCCCUCCUGUUCAGCCUUUGCCUCCCCCCGCAGCUAGCGAACCUGGGAGGCUCCAGGAAUUAAAAAACAGAAGUGGCUCCUUGUCCAGUUACUCCGAUCUAGUGGAAUUAAGGAACAGGAUGCUGGCUUCCUCCGAGAGCAUCCAGACUCAGCAGGAGCACCUGAAAGAACUGCAAGACCAGCUGGAUCAACAGAAGGAAGCUCUUCUUGCCCGGCAGAGGGCACAGGAGGACUUGCUCAUGCGCAAGCACACCCAGUUGAAGAAGCAGAUGGAGCAGCAGCAAGAGGCUCUGAAGGCCUUCCUUCAACAGGCAGGGCAGUCCAGCACGUAUGGAGAGGUGACUCCCCAGGCACAAGAGCCUCACAGCUUCAGACUGUUGGCAACACUUGCUCAAGAAGCAGACUUGGGUGACCAAGAGGAGGCUGAGUGUGGCCCUGUGAGCAGCCCCGCCGAAGAGAGGUUUUUCUUUUUAAGCACGGGUUCAUCGGAGCAGAUCGAGCCAUUUCAAAGUGCUUGGGAAAGAGAACCAAAAUGGAGACCCUCAAAGCCACCUUUGGCAAAAGUCAGGCUAGGCCUUGACUUGGAGCAGCACGAACUUAGCGCUAUACUGGAGCUCGACACACCAAGGAGCAGCAGGCUUUCUGGUACAGGUUACAGAGAAUCUCUUACUAGAGACACUUCCUUCACAUCGCAUUUUGGCGAGCUUCAGUCUAGCGAUCGCCCAGAUGAAUCCCUCCAUGAAGAAACGGAUGUCCUACGCAUUACAGCUGAUGCCAAAGAACAGAGUUCUAGUGAAAGUCCAAGUAGCCUCUUAAGUCAGUCAUGGCAUGAGAAGUGGGUGACGGAGGCAAGUAACUUGCAUGACCCAGUUUAUCCAAGAGAACGUUCUUUCGCGGAUCAAGGUCUGCUACGUUACACUGCUGAUAUUGGAAGGCAACUAGCUCUGUAUCCCGAUUCGCCAUCUAGACAAAGUAAUAUGGUAGUGCUUGAUGCAGCAAGGUCCCCUGGCUUGGGGCCAUCAAGUCCACAGGCUCAAGCACGAGAGGCAGCUUGUAGCUAUUUGUCUUCGCCUGCUAUUUCUGCUGCCAGCUUUAUAAUGAGCGAAAAGCCAGACAGAAGCUUUGUCAGCACAGGGUGGUCUUCAGCUAGAAAACGGCCCGGGUGUUUCAGCUCUCCUGUGGAAGAGAAGGCAAACGCCACUUGGAACCCUUCUGUGCCUUCACUGUAUAAGCAGGAUGAUGCCGCCGAAGUUCCAGAUUCUGAUUUUCCUUUUGGAGAAAGGCUUCACUCGACCAGUAGACUCCAGCAGAUCAUAGACAAAUACACAAGAGAACUGAGCUGGUCUCUAAGCAACGUAUCUUCUCAUGAUCUAGCCAUUGGAGUUGAUGUUUCAAAUACUGAGAGAAACUCUCCCCUGGAACUUUUCCAGCCUUUGCAACCCAGUCCAGACUUCGAUAACUUUUCGCCCCUUUCUGAACACAGGUUCUCUCCUGAGAGCAGGAGCCUCAGCAAGAGUCCAGAUGUCUCCAUGAGUCACGGAUUACCAAUUUCCAGCUCAGAAGAACGGAGUAUCAGCCUCUCUUUCCUCACUGUAGAAAAGCAAAGCAAUACUCUGCAAACAAAAGAGGCUGAUGAGGAGACAGAAGGGCAAAUUGAAGAACUUCCUAGUAUAACAAUGGACCCUUCAGUGUUUCAGCCAGGUUUUGAAGGCUCUUUCGAAGCCCUGCUCACAAAAAGAACUUCACACAAGCUUAGCGGCAGCGCUGAUGAACCCGUGGACUUCACCACUACGUCUGAACAUGCUAUGUUUGAGCAAAUGAGAAAGUCUUUGGAGAAUAUGUGUGUCUUACCUGGCCAUGAGGCACUGGAAGGAGACGAGGAGAGGGCCGGUCCCCUUUCCCCCAUCGAAAACUUCCGUAGCCCAAGUCCGAGUCCAGUAGAAGAUAGCGGCUCAUUUUAUCAGCUCGUUCCUGAUUACAGUUUACCGAGAAAUGCUCUUGGGAUGACGCCUGCUGUAAAAGGGGAUGUGGUAUCUGGAGAAGAGGACCUGUGUUUUGUCGAACUGCCUGUGGCCUCAACCAGCCCAAAACCCGAGGCAGUCCCAGAAACUGUGAUUAUGAAUGAAGACAGAGAAAUGGGUCUCUUCCGGUGUGCUUCAUAUCCCGUUGGAGAGCAUAGUUCUCAACAAACAGAGACUCUGCUGAAUUUGGCUCAAGAAGCCAGCUCUGAAAUCUCUGCCAGUCCUGUGCAAAAUCCUGUGCGCCGAAGCGGCUGUGUGCCGGACACCCUUCAGAGGUCAUCCUCAAGUGCCACUCGUGUUAAAAGCUUCGGUUCCUGUUUAUCGCAGAGCGACAUACCGGUCUGGGAGCAGCAGAUGGGGAGAGGCAUUAUGGAGGAGCCUGACUUGACUCUGAUCAGCUCCAAUGACAUCAGCUUUGCCAGCUCAGACUUGGAACCUCGUAACCAAGCAGACAGCGGAACUGAAGCAGCGGAGCCUAGGAGCCAUUCCGAAGCAAAAAGCUUUACAGAGAGCAGAGGGUUUUUACCUUCAGGUGCAGAAGGGAAUGACUCCGUUUCCACUCAGCACAGCGAGUGUCUUGCUCAGAGUCCCAAAGAGGAUUUUUGUCAGAACUACAAGCCAAAAACAAUGCUUUUAGAGUUCCCAUCUGCCCCUGGCAGCUUACAAGAAUCGUUUUUGAAACGGAAGAAAAAAUUCAUUGAGGGAUCCUCUAAAAGACUGGAGAAAAUUAAAAGCAGACAGCAGCGUUCUGCCAAGCCGCCACUGAAGGCACCCCCACAGAAAACGACAAAGCUUCACAAAGCAAAAGAGAACUCUCCUCCCUCUGGAGCCGCUGUGAGUCAUUUGAAGAAAGUGGUGGAAGACAAAGUGUGCUCCGCAGAGGACAGGAAGAUGGCAGAGAUGGAAAUGCAUCAGCGUACUUCAAGGUUGUAUAAUAAUCUAACGGAAGUGAAAAUCCGCAAGGAAGAGAGAGAGAGACGAGAAAUUUAUGCCAGAAACCGGGAGAAGGCAAAGGAAUUUCAGAAGAGAACACUGGAAAUACUACGAGCCAAAAAAACACGUCAAAGUACUCUUCAGUAGAUGUCUUGGACAGGAUAGAAAGAAGAGGCCAACUUUGCAGUAAUUUAAUUAUGUACAGAUUAAUUGCCAGCUUUUGAUACUUUUAAUUUAAAUUUGGUUUGGUAACCGGAUCAGUACAGGCCGAUUUGUCUUUAGUUUCUUUCAAUUAUGGCUUUUUAACCAGAUUGUAUAUAGUUUAA